ACUUGGUGGUGAAACUAGUUUAUACCCUGCCAUCAGUGCCAAGGCCAAGGUUGUUUGAUGUAUGUUGAGCGAAAUAAAAAUUUGCACCAGAAACAUUUUGCACAACAGGCCAGUUUUUGGGCCCAGAAGAUAACCAUGUCGUUGAAGCCGCGUCGUGUUGACUUUAGCGAAACUUGGGGGAAGAUUCUCGCCACUGUGCGGGGAGUUAUCACGCUGUCCAAGGUUCCACGCCCGACAUGGAACGACAGAUUUUCGGAUGUGUACGCUCUGUGUGUGGCGUACCCAGAACCCCUUGCAGAACAGCUGUACAACGAGACAAAGAACUUUCUCGAGCAGCACGUGCAGUCCUUGUACAAGAUAGUGAAUAGUUCCUUAGACAACCUGCUUGCAACUUACCAUGCCUACUGGCAGGAAUACAGCAAGGGGGCCGAGUACAUGAACCAGCUGUAUGGCUACCUAAACAGCCAGUACAUCCGUAAACAGAAGCUGUCGGAUGCAGACCUUGCGUAUGGACACGGAAUUGACCUUGACGAGCAACUGAUGGAGAUCGGAGAGCUUGCUCUGGACAUUUGGCGCCGUCUGAUGAUCGAACCAUUGAAGGGAAACCUUGUACAACAGCUGCUACAGGAGAUAGAGAAGGAUCGCGAGGGUGAACAGACAAACCAAGCCAUUCUGCAUGGUGUCAUCAACUCCUUUGUACAUGUGGAGGAAUAUAACAAGAAGGGUUUGCUAAAGUUGUACCAGGAUUUGUUUGAGAAGCGCUUCCUGGAGGAGACAGGGAGGUACUACAGGAAGGAGGCAGGGCGGUAUCUGACUGGGACAACAUGCUCAGAGUACAUGGAAAAGGUGAUCCAGCGCUUGUCAGAUGAGGAGAUGAGAAGUCGUAAGUUCCUCCACCCCAGCUCGUAUGACAAGGUGACUCAUGAGUGUCAGCAGAGGUUCGUGGCCGACCACCUGCGAUUCCUGCACGGGGAGUGUCAUGACAUGGUCCGCAAGGACAGGAGAGAAGACAUGCGACGCAUGUACACAUUGCUGCGUACGGUACAUAACGGGCUGAUGCUGAUGGUACAGGAGGUGGAGGAUCACAUCAAGGAGACGGGACUGGACGCCAUCAGCAACAUCACAGGAGACAAUCUUCCCACCCAGUUUGUAGAGUCGGUGUUGGAGGUCCACAGCAGGUUCAGUCACAUGAUCCAGAAGACCCUGAGUGGCGACCAGCAGUUCAUCUGUGCUCUAGACAAGGCAUGUUCUAGCAUUGUGAAUUCAAGGCAAGACCAGAGAUCACCCUGCAAGUCACCAGAAUGGUUGGCCAAGUACUGUGACAUGUUGCUGAAGAGAAGUACAAAGGGGAUGUCGGAGAGUGAAGUAGACGACAAACUGUCUGCCUCGAUUACCGUCUUCAAAUAUCUAGACGACAAGGACGUCUAUCAGAAGUUCUACUCCAAGAUGCUUGCUAAGCGCCUGAUCCAGGGGAACAGUGUGUCCAUGGACGCUGAAGAAGCCAUGAUCAACAGAUUGAAGCAAGCGUGCGGUUACGAGUUUACCAACAAGCUCCACCGGAUGUACACGGACAUCAACGUCAGUGCAGAACACAACAAGAAGUUUAACGAGUGGAUGAGAGAAAACAAGGAGGAACUCGGCAUCCACUUCAACAUCUAUGUCCUACAGGCGGGUGCAUGGCCAUUGGGCCUCACCAACCCCUCCCCUCUCAACAUACCACAGGAGCUGGAGAAGAGUGUGAAAAUGUUUGACAUGUUUUACAAGGAGAGAUUCAACGGCAGAAAACUGACCUGGCUGCACCAGCUUUGUAAUGGUGAAGUAAGAACGUGUUUCUUGAAGAAGUCCUACAUCAUCACCCUGAGCAUGUACCAGAUGGCCGUGCUCCUUCUCUUCAACGGCUCCGACAAACUGACCAUGGCCGAAAUCCAGUCGUCCACCCAGAUGGCCGAGGGAGAGCUCGGAAAGAACGUCCAGUCACUGGUGGAUGCUAAACUGCUAAUAAACCUGGAUGGAAAGGAGCAGCUGACCCCAAACGUAGUCCUGACAGUGAACGUGGAGUACACCAACAAGAGAACAAAGUUUAAAAUCCCUGCCUUGUACCAGAAGGAAACUGUUCAGGAGGUGGAGCAGGCCCACAAGGCAGUUGACGAGGACAGAAAGCUGUACCUACAGGCCGCCAUUGUUCGCAUCAUGAAGGCCAGGAAAGCGCUCAAACACAACACCCUUAUACAGGAGGUUAUUAGCCAAUCACGCGCCCGGUUCAACCCCAGCAUCAGCAUGAUCAAGAGGUGUAUCGAGCAGCUCAUCAACAAGGAGUACAUCGCCCGGAGCAACGACGCAGCCGAUGAGUACACGUACAUAGCAUAGGCAGUACCGGAGAGAGCAGCUAGGGGGGGCAAACCUGCCUGUAGUGGACACUAGAGGGUAGGGGGGAUACUCUCCAAGCUGAGGUUUGGCUCUGGCUGUUUUUGAGACAUGUUUUUGCAUUUUUAUGGUUUUGAAGCCAGAUAGGCAUACAGCUUGUAAAGACCUCCCUCGAGACAAGAAGACAGACCCAAUUGAAAGCCCAAUAAAAAUGCCUAUAACUUAUAAGAUACACAUAAAAAACAUCCGGAGCCAAACCUCUGUUUGGAAAGGAGGGGUGGAUACUGGUUUUGCUUAAUCACGUCCAAGUCCAGGUUUGGAUCCAGGUCAUGGAUCGGACUUGAUCCUGUUAAGUUCUGAUGUCAGGUUGUGUUAAACCAUUAUAUUGAUAUUUCAAUGUAAACUUUUUUUGGCCCUUUUUUUUUACGCCUCUUUUUUGACAAUGAAAAUCAAGUAGAGGGGAGAUGGAAAACACCUAAAUAUUCAUCAAAUGUAAGCUUGAAGCAUGUAUGAUCUUUUAUUACUUGCUUUAAAAAAACUCCAAACUUCAUAGAUCUAGUAAGUAAACUCAUUUAGAAAAGAAGCAGGCAAUACAUGACAACUAAGUAUCAGGGAUUGUUGUACU
Molecule: messenger RNA, 2989 nt
Organism: Branchiostoma floridae (Florida lancelet)
Lineage: Eukaryota; Metazoa; Chordata; Leptocardii; Amphioxiformes; Branchiostomatidae
Product: cullin-2-like
Exons: 21
Coding region: 58-2367 (769 amino acids)
Biological process (GO): protein ubiquitination; SCF-dependent proteasomal ubiquitin-dependent protein catabolic process
Cellular component (GO): Cul2-RING ubiquitin ligase complex; SCF ubiquitin ligase complex
Molecular function (GO): ubiquitin protein ligase binding
Source: RefSeq, a predicted model, not a curated record